Messenger RNA from Darwinula stevensoni, 735 nucleotides. Lineage: Eukaryota; Metazoa; Arthropoda; Ostracoda; Podocopida; Darwinulidae. The record is from the annotation of a GenBank genome assembly.
AUGCUUCAUGGGAUCAAAAUCAAGAAGGCAGCACGCAUGGUGUACCAUGAGGGCUUCCACAACCUCUAUCGGGGUUACCUUCCACCCCUCUGCCAGAAGACUACAUCUCUUGCUUUGAUGUUUGGUGUCUAUGAUACAUUUCAGAGAGAGAUUCUCCUCUUGGACCCAAGCUUGAAUCGGCACAUUGUGAAUGCUGUUUCUGCAUUUGGUGCAGGAACUGUAGAAGCAGUUUUGACUCCUUUUGAAAGAGUUCAAACACUCAUGCAAGACAAGGCGUAUCAUGGGCAUUUCAGGAAUACUCUCCAUGCUUUUAGGUUUUUAUGGCCUUUUGGGAUAGCAGAAUAUUACAGAGGACUCGUGCCAAUUCUCAUUCGUAAUGGACCCUCCAACAUUCUGUUCUUUGAACUAAGAGGUGAAGUAAAGGCUCACCUUCCUAUGCCAAGGUCUUCUACUUGGUACACUGAAUUUUAUGGUGACUUUGUGAGUGGUGCAUGUAUUGGAGCCUUCAUCAGCACCCUAUGCUAUCCUCUCAAUGUUGUGAAGACUCAGAUGCAGAGUGUCGUUGGUGAAAAGGAAUAUACCCGGUUUCUUCAGGCAGCCCAUUAUGUAUAUGAGGAACGGAAUAGAAGUUGGCGAAGGAUAUUCCGUGGUUUCCACUUGAAUUACACACGUGCCUUAGUCAGCUGGGGUGUGAUUAAUGCCUCGUAUGAAGUUCUUCGUAAAUUUGUGUACUAG